Messenger RNA from Syngnathus acus (greater pipefish), 1228 nucleotides. Its product is annotated as lymphocyte antigen 75-like. Lineage: Eukaryota; Metazoa; Chordata; Actinopteri; Syngnathiformes; Syngnathidae. The coding region runs from base 1 to 1200 and encodes 399 amino acids. Gene Ontology annotation, molecular function: signaling receptor activity. The transcript is spliced from 10 exons. The record is from RefSeq and is a predicted model, not a curated record.
AUGUGGCUCGGGCACGGCACCAGCUGCUACAAGAAGAUGGAGGUCCCCAACGGUUGGCUGGGCGCCUGGCACCACUGUGUCUCUGAGGGCGGCAACCUGGUCUCUAUCACCUCCUCGGCCGAGGAAAACUUUGUGAAGGCAACCAUGGGCGGGGACACCCGCUUCUGGCUGGGACUCUCCAACCAGAAAUGCGACAAGGUCUGGUGUCGCUUUGAAGGCGGGAGCCAGAAGCUGACCUGGUCCGAUGGCCAGACAACAACACACCGCAACUGGGCCUCAAAUAAACUCGAAAGGUUGACUUUGAAAGGAGAAAAGCUCAAACAGGUCUUUUUGUAUGCAGACUGCCCGACGUGUUCCCCCAAAUUUGGUCCUGCUGUACUGAAGACUUCUGACUGCGACGAUGGCAACUUCCUUUAUGGCGAUCAUUGCUAUCUUUUUGGCCCGAUAGCUGAAACUCAAGAGGAUGCCGAGAAGUUCUGUGUCGCCCGGGGAGCCCACCUGCCUCGCAUCCACUCUAAGCGAGAUGCCCAAUUCCUGCAUGAUCACUUUAAAAAAGGAAGUGCACCUUGGGUGGGACUCAAAAAGAAGGCCAACAACUACAAGUGGAAUGACGGAACAGCUUUGGACUACGAAGACCUCAAUGACAGAAGUUACUCCGGUGGUGACUGUGCAUUAAUACUUGCUGGUGCACGGGUCUACCUGAACUACAGAUGCCGAGCCACGCAGUCAGUUAUCUGCCAAACAGCCAAGCGCGGCGGAUGGCGUCCACAGCUGCCACCAUUGGUGGGCCAACCUGACUGGACUGAAAAAUGCGACUGGUGGCUGGACCACCCCUCCGGCGACUUCUGCUACCUGGUCAUCCCACAGCCCACCAAGACCUGGCAGGAGGCGCAAGACCACUGCCAAGCCCACCAAGGGAACCUGCUCAGCAUCGCCGACUCGCACGAGCAGGACUUUGUAUACGGUCAUGUCCAGAGUCAGGCACAAGCGUCCUCUCUGUGGUUGGGCGCCGAUGUCUCACUCGAUGACGAUGACGGCAAAUGGAUUGACGGAUCCUCGUUCACGUUCAAGCGCCAUUGUGAAGGAGACGCCGAAGGGGGGAAAUGUCUUUCCUUGCUCACUGGCAGCAGUGACUGGAAGCGUGACAAGUGCGACAACAUGAAAGGCUACGUCUGCAAGAAAAGAGGAAAAGGUAAGUGAGAUGUGACGCCCCACGGUGGGUGGACCU